Rhodotorula graminis WP1 is the source of this 1197-nucleotide messenger RNA. RefSeq lists its product as uncharacterized. Gene Ontology annotation, molecular function: purine nucleosidase activity. Bases 1 to 1197 code for a protein of 398 amino acids. Gene Ontology annotation, cellular component: cytosol. Lineage: Eukaryota; Fungi; Basidiomycota; Microbotryomycetes; Sporidiobolales; Sporidiobolaceae. The transcript has 7 exons. Gene Ontology annotation, biological process: purine nucleoside catabolic process. The record is from RefSeq and is a predicted model, not a curated record.
AUGUCUGCAGAGCCUGCAGCAACCAAGCGCACGAAAGUGUGGCUCGACUGCGACCCAGGGCGAGACGACCUCGUCGCCAUCCUCCUCGCGCUUCACCUUCCCUCUCUCGAGCUCCUCGGCCUUUCUUCGGUCCACGGCAACGCGACGAUCGAGCACAUGACCUACAACGCCGUGCGAGUACUGUGCUCCUUCGCCACGCCCGAGCAGAUCGCGUCCACCCCGGUCCACAAGGGGGCCGAGCGCCCGCUCCUCGUUCGGCCCAAGGAGGGCGCGUCCGUGCACGGCGUCGACGGGCUCGGCGGCGUCGAAGGUCUGCUCGACAUGUCCGAUCCGACCGUCGCCGCAAAGCAAGCCGAGGCGCUCAAGGGCAACGCGAUUCUCGGUCUCGCCGACGCCUGUCGGGGUCUUCAAGACGGCGAGCAGAUGACCCUGAUCGCGACGGGCUCCCUGACCAACGUCGCCCUGUUCGCCCAAGUGUUUCCCGACCUGCUCGUCGACAAGGUCGCCCGCAUCGUCGCGAUGGCGGGAGCAGAGGGCCGCGGCAACAAGAGCCCAGUCGCCGAGUCGAACGUCUACUGCGACCCUCAUGCAGCAUCCAUCGUCUUUGACGCCCCGGUACCCGUCAUCCUUUGUCCUCUCAACCUUACACACACGGCCCUCUUUACGCCCACGAUCCAUCGCCAGCUCCUCGAGGGCCUCCCCUCGCACUUUCCCCCGACCCCACCCCUCACGCCGACCAACGGCAACUCGACUCUCCCUCGCGCCCUGACGCCGCUGCGGCACACCUUGUCGACCAACCUCGCCUUCUUUGCCGAGGCGUACAAGGCCAAGUACGGCAUGGAGGGUCCGCCGCUGCACGACGCGCUCGCGGUCGCGUUUGUGUCGCACCCCGAGCUGUUCAAGGGCAAGCGGUACCGCGUCGACGUCGAGCUGUCCGGGACGCACUCGCUCGGGGCGACUGUCGUCGACCUGUGGGAGUACCAGAAGGCGUCGCUCGACCCGGACGAGUCGAACUGGGGCCGCAACGGCAAGAACGUCUUGAUCCUCGAGUCGGUCGACGCAGCGGCGUUCUGGCGCGACGUCUUUCUCGAGACGGUCCGAGUCGCCGACGCGGUGGCGCCGGUCAACGCUGCGCGGCGGGAGAAGCAGAUGCGGGGCGGGACGGGCGAGGAGCGACGACGAGCGGACGAGGCCUGA